Messenger RNA from Haliotis rufescens (red abalone), 4295 nucleotides. Its product is annotated as acid phosphatase type 7-like. The transcript is spliced from 9 exons. Gene Ontology annotation, molecular function: acid phosphatase activity; metal ion binding. Lineage: Eukaryota; Metazoa; Mollusca; Gastropoda; Lepetellida; Haliotidae. Bases 272 to 1969 code for a protein of 565 amino acids. The record is from RefSeq and is a predicted model, not a curated record.
CAUUGACAUUGGGAUAGUGUUUAUAUCGAUCGGGGCAAGAAUUAUUUCGUUCAGCGGAUAGGCUUCGCGUAGAUUAGCCCUACAUAUGUUGUCGACACGCGUCACGUGGAUCCCAUGUCGUGCUUUGUGAAGAAACUACCAACAGGAAGGGAUGCGACAUCCUGAACGUGUGAUUCUACCAGUUGGCUUGUUGUGAGCGUGUACGAAAAGUCGUAUCAGGAAACGCAAGUUGUUUCAGUUCUAAACUUGGGUGUACACAUCUAACAGGACGAUGUUUCCAGAAACUGGUGUCAGCACUUGGAGCACACGUGGACGACAGAUCGGAACACUGGUACUAGCGCUUUUCCUCACGAGCACCAACACUGCGACAUCCACAAUCGAUGUUGACGAAGAACGAUGUAUGCCAGAACAGGUUCAUCUGUCAUUUGGCAACGCGCUGUCAGAGAUGGUGGUAAUGUGGGCGACACCCAGCAACUGUUCUACAGCUCUGGUGUAUGGAGACUCAGAAUGGGGCUUCCAUGACACAGCUGAAGGCAAGACCAUCAAGUUUGAUCUAAAGAACCCCAGCGGCGUCCAGUAUCUACACCAGGUCAAGCUACAGAAUCUGAAAGCAGAGACAACGUACCACUACCGCCCUCUCAGUAACAACAUCGGUGCUGGCCCUUUCUACUUCAAGACUCCACCAACUGGACAGGACUGGUCGCCUCUGUUCCUGGUGUACGGAGACCUCGGUAUCCACUCCUACACCAUCCCCUCACUCACACAGGAAGCGCUGACCGGGGACUACACCGCUGUGCUGCACGACGGGGACUUUGCCUACAAUUUGCAUGAUGAAGGGGGAACGGUUGGGGACACGUUCAUGCGGCUGAUACAAGGGAUAUCCUCACAGGUUCCCUACAUGACGGCAGUGGGCAACCACGAAAUCAAUGAUGACACAUUCUCACACUAUCGCCACCGUUUCUCUAUGCCUGGAUCUGAUUGGCCAAUUCCUGUAGAUAAGAUGUGGUACAGCAUUGAUGUGGGACCCGUGCACUUCAUCAGCUAUUCGACAGAGGUGUUUUUUACUCUUGACAAGAAGAAUGUUGGCAAGCAGCAUGAUUGGCUAAUUCAGGAUCUCAAACAAGCCAAUGAGAAUCGAGCUAACUGUCCAUGGGUGGUAGCCUAUGGACACCGUCCAAUGUACUGCUCCAAUGAUGAUGAGGAUGACUGCACCAAGCCGGACUCCCUGGUCCGAGCAGGAUUGGAGGACAUUUUCUACCACUUUGGAGUGGACAUCGUUCUACAGGCUCACGAACAUUCCUACGAGCGUCUCUGGCCUCAUUACAAGGGUGUGGUCAUUGCCAACAACUACACCAACCCUGGGGCUCCCGUACAGCUCAUCACAGGUGCAGCAGGCAGCAAACAUGGGCUGGACCUCAUGGCUAACAGGACAGAUGAUCCUUGGUCUGCCUUCAGACGAGACAAUGGCUCCCUCAACAGUUAUGGCCGCCUGGAGAUCGUCAACUCAACCCAUGCAUUCUGGGAGCAGAAGUCUGCCAUGAACCACGAGCUCAUGGACUCAAUCUGGAUCGUGCAAGAAAACCAUGGACCCUUCAAGACAGAGGAACUGCCGGCUAACCUCACAAAAGAAAUUGAAGAAACCAUUGAGGCCACCGGCGGCAAACCGACCUUUUCAAAAACUGAGACGUCAAAUACGGACUCUGCAAUUGUUGAAGAUGACAAUAACCAACGUAUGGCUAUCGGAAUUGCAUUUGGUUCUCUGGCUGCUGUUGUGCUCAUUGUUGUCAUAGCUGUGAAGAAAUGUCGGCGGAAAAGGAAGGCUGUCCGGAGGUGGGAACAGAUGGAUUUUAAUUACGGGAAAAAGUUCUACUCCCCUGCCAAAGAUCUAGACAAAGAGUUAGAUAAUGAUUUUGAGAUCGAUAUGAGUGACGGAACUCUUCCCACGACCAAAUUGCUGUCUGAUGACUAGCCAAUACUUUCCAAAAUAUGCAUAAUGUCAAAUUGGAUUACUAACUUUGUGAUGCCUUGUGUUACCAUGGUUACAGACUUGGAUAUUGUAAGGCUGGAUUUUCACCAUUCCAUUGUGAGAAAACAUUUUGUGCCUUAUUCACCAUCAUUCCAUGCUUUCUCCAAAUGACUGUUUUAUGUUGUGAUGAUGUUUUAUUGUGUUGUGCAUAAUAUCCAUGACAUAUGCAUUGGGUUGUCGUCCUCCACAUGCUGUGUUGGUGACAUGAGUGGGUCAUGACGCUGCUCACAGUAUUCCACAAGUGAUAGUUUCAAGGACACUUUCAAAGACGUGGCAUAAUUGUAUAACAUGUAUGAGGUACUUUGUUAUUUUUGUUAUUUAAAAACCUGAUUUCUGUAAGAUGUAAGAUAAUGCAUACCAUGUGACCUGCACCGCGAAUUUCAUAUUUAUAAAACUCAUUUCUGUUGUACAAUAAUGCUUACUGUAUGACCUGUAUUGCAAGUGCUUGUAUGGAGUGAGUGAGUGAAUGAGUAUUGUUUAAGGCAACUUUGCUCCCUAUGUCCUACACUUUUUGCAUGACCCUCCCUGAAAAGGCAAAAUGCAAAAUCACCUUAUGUUUUAUUAUUAAAUAUCCAUUUUUUCAUGACCCUUCCCAAGUACAGUCAAGUCUCGUUAAUCCGACACUCGUUAAUCUGACAAUCAGCUUAAUCUCACACUAAUGAUGGAAACCGAUUAAAUCAGUGCUAUUUAGACCCGUUAAUCCGACAGUCUCGCACUCCGACUCCAACACACCUAAUUUGCAACGAAUUACCGAAAUCACUCAUUAAUCAGUCUUGUUAAUCCGACACAGUGAUCAGCGUACUCUGUGGUCAUCUGCCCGGUAGCCAAACUGUGAAAAAAGUACAGAAUUUUCUAUAUUAUUAUGGUUCUGGAAUGUGAGUUUCAUAAGAUUCAGGUUUUAAAUUUUAAGAUCUUACUUGUUUACAUAUUUUCUAUUCAAUUCCAUACAAGUACAGUCCAUCCAUUUCCUUUAGGAAAAGUAAAUCAAAGAGGCACUCUUCUUCCCCUUAUAUCUUCAAAGUCUGUUUUUUAAAUAUUUAAAUAUGGUAGGGAGUUUAUGUUCAAUGUUGCCCUGUUGAUCAGUGAAAGUAAUUAGAUAUAACGGCCUUGAAGUCGUGUAAUGUGACGUAUGCGAAGUGAGCAAAUAGAUGAAGUUUAUUGGAUGAGUGCCCUUGAAUGGUCAGUUGUAUGAUGUGGUCUGUUAGAUACAAGUAUAAGACUAGCCUUAGAUCAUGCUCAUGCCCUUCAAGACUGUAACUACAUGUAUGUGGCUGUGCCUUGAUACAGAGACAGGUACAGAAGGUGUCAGGUUAAACCGUCACACACAGAUCAGACCCAGAUGAAUUCUGCUGUAAAAUUAUCAAAUUCUGCAGUAAAAUUACCAAAAUUCGGUACUUAAAAUUACUAAAUUCUGCUGUAAAUUCUGCAAUAAAAUCAUAACUAUUUUCCCUUCAAUAACUACCGGUAAUACGAACUCUUUUUUUUCUUUAAAAAUUAUAAUCUAUUGCAUUUAGACCAUGUAGACACUUCAGGUUUGGUUUAACAUGUAAACUUCCUGUAGCCUUUCUGUUCCGAAAGAUUUUGAAAAAGUGAGAAUUUUUGUUUUCAAUUUUUAUUUCUAUUGUAGGAUUCAUAUUUCUAUUUUUUAAUUGCAUUAUAAAUGCUUUCAAGUGCAAAAUUUAAUAGAAAAGCAUGAAAAUAAUGAAAAUUAGUGUAUUGAUUCAUAAAAAUGGAAUUCAUCUGGGACUGACGGACAUGUAUCAACAGGUAUACCGUGUCAGUCCGAGUGUCAGUUGGGAGAUAAUGGGAGGAGCCAGUGUGGAAGCAUGGCCUGUGUGUGAUAAAGGAGGUGUAGCAGUUUGAAUUAUUGAAGGGGCGGUCAGGUAGCCUAGUGGUUAAAGCGUUCGCUCGUCAUGCCAAAUGCCCGGGUUCGAUUCCCGACAUAGGUACAAUGUGUGAAGCCCAUUUCUGGUGUCCCCCGCCGUGAUAUUGCUGGAAUAUUGCUAAAAGCGGCGUAAAACCAUACUCACUCACUCACUCACUUGUAUUAUUGAAAAGUCUUCCAUGUGUCAUACAUUCACUGAUGUUCUGUUCUUUCUGUGCAAUCAUUUUGUACAGCAUUACAGGACUUGACAGUUGGUUGUCAAAUAUUUCUUGUUCCUUGCUGUAAGAUUACAGGGAUUUAUCUGGUCCUGCUCAGAGGCUGGUAUUUCCCAAUUCCUACAAUUUUACAAAAGUAAAAAACAUUAAAAAUCAAAUUUAUGAUGUA